This is a messenger RNA of Cyanistes caeruleus (blue tit), 3547 nucleotides long. Lineage: Eukaryota; Metazoa; Chordata; Aves; Passeriformes; Paridae. The record is from RefSeq and is a predicted model, not a curated record.
UACCUAUUAUCUCUCUUCUGUGUUUCCUUAACUCCUAGGAGCCUCCAAGGUAGACCCAGGACCCCACUUCGGCUCUGCACUGAACACUGAACAGAGGCAGUUUGUGAUUAUAGAGGGAUGGUGACUAAAGGGUGCUUUUCCUACAUGAGUGCACGAAGAGUAGACCGGUAAAAGAAGUGACUGCUGUGGAGAACAGCAUGACCACCAUGAAAGGAAGUUUCUUUCUCACACUGCUCUUGGCAGGACUUGGGGAGUCAACAACAACAGAAGAUACCCACUGCCACAGAGCUGAGCACCCAAUUAUUGCAUACAAAGAAAUUGCCCCUUGGCUACACGUGUUCAAAGGAGAAGAUGCUGUGGACUUCUCACAGUUAACAUUUGACCCAGGACAAAAAGAGCUUAUUGCUGGAGCAAGAAACUACCUCUUCAGACUGAAGCUUGAAGAUCUCUCUCUACUACAGGCAGUGGAGUGGCAAUGUGAUGAAGCUACUAAAAGAGCCUGUUACAGUAAAGGAAAAUCAAAGGAGGAAUGCCAGAACUAUAUUAGAGUGCUUCUUGUUGGAGGCAACCAUCUCUUCACCUGUGGAACCAAUGCAUUCACUCCAAUCUGCACCAAUCGCACGUUAAGCAACUUGACAGAGAUACAUGACCAAAUCAGUGGCAUGGCUCGUUGUCCCUACAGUCCCCACCACAAUUCUACUGCUCUUCUCACUUCCAGUGGAGAAUUAUAUGCUGCUACAGCCAUGGAUUUUCCAGGAAGAGAUCCUGCUAUUUAUCGAAGUCUGGGGGCCCUUCCUCCUCUCCGAACUGCCCAGUACAACUCCAAGUGGUUGAAUGAACCAAAUUUUGUGUCAUCUUAUGACAUUGGGAACUUUACUUACUUCUUCUUCCGGGAAAAUGCAGUGGAACAUGACUGUGGGAAAACAGUUUUCUCUCGUGCUGCCCGAGUGUGCAAAAAUGAUAUUGGUGGCAAGUUUGUGCUGGAGGAUACCUGGACUACCUUCAUGAAAGCUCGUGUGAACUGCUCUCGCCCUGGAGAAAUUCCAUUUUACUAUAAUGAACUUCAGAGUACUUUCUUCUUGCCAGAACUGGACUUAAUCUAUGGGAUUUUUACAACUAAUGUGAACAGCAUAGCAGCCUCAGCAGUUUGUGUUUUCAAUUUGAGUGCCAUAACUCAGACCUUUAAUGGACCCUUCAAAUACCAGGAGAAUUCUCGCUCUGCUUGGCUUCCAUAUCCCAAUCCUAACCCUAAUUUUCAGUGUGGCACCAUGGACCAGGGUUUGUAUGUAAAUCUGACUGAGAGAAAUCUUCAAGAUGCACAAAAAUUCUUCUUAAUGCAUGAGGUUAUUCAACCAGUUAUACCAAUUCCUUACUUCAUGGAAGACAACAGCCGAUUCUCCCAUGUGGUUGUGGAUGUUGUGCAGGGGAAGGACAUGCUUUUCCAUAUCAUCUAUCUUGCCACAGACUAUGGCACUAUUAAGAAAGUACUUGCCCCAGUGAACCAGAAUUCAAGCAGCUGCCUGCUGGAGGAAAUUGAACUCCUGCCGAAAAGUCAGCGAGAGCCCAUCAGGAACCUUCAGAUCCUGCACACCCAGAGUGUCCUUUUUGUGGGCCUUCAGGAACAUGUGAUUAAGGUCCCACUGAAGAGAUGUCUCUUCUACAAAACAUACAGCACUUUUCAGUGGUGGAGGAGCCCUGUGACCUGCUGCUGCUCUGACAGAAUGAGGAAUCUGACAGUGGAUGGACAUUUUGGAACAUGGUCACAGUGGAAACCUUGCACCCACACUGAUGGUGCCAGUGUUGGCUCCUGCUUGUGCAGGACGCGUGUGUGUGACAGUCCUGCUCCUCAAUGUGGAGGAUGGCUGUGUGAAGGACCAACCAUGGAGAUUGCCAACUGUUCCAGAAAUGGAGGCUGGACAACGUGGACUUCUUGGUCGCCUUGUAGCACGACUUGUGGAAUAGGCUUUCAAUUUCGUCAGCGUUCCUGCAGCAAUCCAACUCCUCGACAUGGAGGACGUGUCUGUGUGGGACAGAAUCGUGAGGAGAGGUACUGCAAUGAGCAUUUGUUGUGCACCCCUCAUGUGUUUUGGACAGGCUGGGGGCCAUGGGAGCGUUGCACGGCUCAGUGUGGAGGAGGGAUCCAGGCACGGCGCAGGACAUGUGAAAAUGGUCCUGACUGUCCUGGCUGCAGCAUGGAAUAUCAGCCUUGUAACACCAACACAUGCCCUGAGUUAAAAAAGACAACUCCUUGGACCCCCUGGACCCCAGUGAACAUUUCAGACAACGGUGGUCACUACGAGCAGCGCUUCCGAUACACCUGCAAGGCACGCCUGCCUGACCCAAACGUGCUGGAGGUGGGACGGCAGCGCAUUGAGAUGCACUACUGCUCCAGUCACAGCACCAGUGGAUGCUGGACAGAUGGAUUGUCAGGGGACUUCCUGCGUUCUGGAAGAUACUCUGCUCAUACCAUCAAUGGUGCCUGGUCACCCUGGUCUCCGUGGUCUCAGUGCAGUCGUGACUGCAGUAGAGGUAUUCGGAAUCGCAAACGGGUCUGCAGCAAUCCUGAGCCCAAGUAUGGGGGACUUCCUUGCCUUGGCCCAUCUCUAGAGUACCAGGAAUGCAAUAUUUUGCCUUGCCCAGUGGAUGGAGGCUGGUCUUGUUGGUCAUCUUGGUCAAAGUGCUCAGCAACAUGUGGAGGAGGGCAUUACAUGAGAACCCGCUCCUGCACAAACCCAACCCCAGCAUAUGGAGGUGAUAUCUGCCUUGGCCUGCACACUGAAGAAGCACUCUGCAACACACAGCCAUGUCCAGACAGCUGGUCUGAGUGGUCCAAGUGGUCUGACUGUGACUUGUCUGGCUUCCAGACCCGUGUUCGACAGUGUGUCAUUUUAUUUCCUGCGGGCAGCCAGUGCACAGGGAAUGCCACAGAGAGCCGAGCCUGUGCUGUGGACUCCAACUUUAUACCAGAAAUACCUGUGGCACAAUCCAGCAGCAUAGAAAAGAAACGAUGUGGCGAGUUCAACAUGUUCCACAUGAUCACAGUGGGAUUAAGUAGCUCAAUUCUUGGUUGCCUUCUCACCCUGCUUGUUUACACAUACUGCCAGCGAUACCAGCAGCAGUCCCACGAUGCGACUGUCAUCCACCCAGUGUCACCAGCUCCACUCAACACCAGCAUCACCAACCACAUUAACAAAUUGGACAAAUAUGACUCCGUAGAAGCCAUCAAGGCAUUUAACAAAAACAACCUGAUUCUAGAGGAGAGAAACAAAUACUUCAAUCCACAUCUUACUGCAAAGACUUAUUCUAAUACCUAUUUUACAGAUUUCAAUAAUUAUGACGAGUUCUAAUGGGCUUGUGUAUUUUCUUGCCUCCUGUAAUUCCCCAGUCUCCAAGGCCUUCAAGUGCUCAUGUGAUUGAGGCUUCAAAGAUUAAGUUCAGAGACAUUUCAAGCAUGAUCCAAGCCAUCAAUGUCCCAUUGCUACCAAAAGCCCAAACCACCUCUUUGUGACAUGACGUUUUCUUUCUAUAAUACAAGGUUGGCCUUCAG